GAUACGGCGUAUAAAAACCAGCCUCUCCUGUUAAAUUGAUUUCCUUCCUAUUCUUAAAACACCUGAAGUCGGCCAUCAUCACUAUGGAGAAGUCAAAAUUCAAAGCUAUCAUAGUAGGAGGGAGUGUAGCCGGUCAGACCCUAUCACUUGCCUUCGAAAAAGCCAACAUCGACUACGUUCUGCUGGAAAAGCAUGAAUCCUUCGCUCCAGAAGUAGGAGCAUCCAUCGGCAUCUUCGCUAACGGUAUGAGAGUUCUGGAUCAACUUGGAAUAUGUAAUGAAAUCGAAGCUAGGACAGAACCUCUCAGGGCAAUGAGCAAGCGUGAUGGAAAGGGCAACGAAUUUGACUACAAUGAAAUUCUCAGUAAAAUUUCAGACAGACACGGAUAUACUAUCAAUUUCAUGGAGAGAAAAGAUCUACUAUCGGUCAUGUAUGCCGCGCAACCAAAUGUAUCCAAGCUACUCUGUAACAAGCGAGUGGAUAGCAUUGAACAAGGUGAUAAUGGAGUUAAAGUUACCACGUCAGAUGGAUCAGAGUACGAAGGAGACAUAGUUGUUGGAGCUGAUGGUGUCUGGAGCAAAGUACGGCAAAUGAUGUGGAAUGCUAUGGACGCCGACAAAAGUCUUCCUAAAGAUGUGGCAAAGGAUUUGGCCAAAGAUAAGACAGUCCUGACUUGCGAGUACGCCUGCGUUUUUGGUAUAUCGUACAAUGUUAUGAGCAUACCGGCUGGUCACAAUAAUCUAGUGUUCCGACAUGGAUCAUCAUUCUUGAUCUUAUCUGGCAAAAAUGGCACUGUUUACUGGUUCUACUUUGAGAAGCUGGACAAGAAAUACGCUGUACCCAAUAUACCACGAUACACUCAGGAGGAUGCCGUCAAGACUUGUGAGAAACAGUUAGAUGCUAUCAUCGCUGAAAACGUUACCUUUAGAGAAUUAUGGGAUAAUCGCAAGAGUGCGAUCAAGGUUGCAUUAGAAGAAGGAGUUAUGCGUCGUUGGCACUAUAGCCGCUUUGUUGUUCUUGGAGACGCUGCUCACAAGAUGACACCGAAUAUGGGCCAAGGCGGAAACUCUGCUAUUGAAUCAGCUGCCAUCCUGAGCAAUUGCUUGAAAAGCGCAUUGGAUAAGAAUAAUCAACAGCUUAACAGCAAACAAAUUGAUGAAUGCUUGAGCCUUUACCAAGCGGAGCGACGAAAACGCAUCAAAUCCGUAUCCACUCGUGCUGGCGAUGCCACUAGAAUGGAAGCUUUGGAUAGCAUGACGAAAGUUAUCAUGGCUCGCUACAUCAUUCCCAGUCUUGGAGAGAAACUAAUUUUGAAACUGAUAGGAGAUCUACUUAAAGAAGCUCCAUCACUUGACUUCGUUGACAAACCCACUAGAGCACACUUGGUUCCAUACUCUGACGAGAAACCAAAGAAGAAGAAGUCAAUUUUAGGCUUCUAGUGGAACAUUUUUAUAAUAUCUAUACAGCCACCCACAGUAAUUCAUACAAUAGAAAUGUAUACCCAAUAUUCUACUACAAAUACCAAAAAAAAAAUCCCCAAAAAAACGUAAUGCUGCUCAUUUCGAAGUGGCUUGGCCCUAACCCAUAUGACUGCUUUUUCCGCAAGUCUGUAGAGA
Molecule: messenger RNA, 1616 nt
Organism: Umbelopsis ramanniana AG
Lineage: Eukaryota; Fungi; Mucoromycota; Umbelopsidomycetes; Umbelopsidales; Umbelopsidaceae
Exons: 4
Coding region: 84-1439 (451 amino acids)
Molecular function (GO): FAD binding
Source: RefSeq, a predicted model, not a curated record